Poecilia reticulata (guppy) is the source of this 2321-nucleotide messenger RNA. RefSeq names its product phosphatidylinositol-specific phospholipase C, X domain containing 1, tandem duplicate 1 (gene plcxd1.1). Gene Ontology annotation, biological process: lipid metabolic process. The record is from RefSeq and is a predicted model, not a curated record. Gene Ontology annotation, molecular function: phosphoric diester hydrolase activity. Lineage: Eukaryota; Metazoa; Chordata; Actinopteri; Cyprinodontiformes; Poeciliidae.
GGCUGCAUCAUCCUGCUGCAACUCCCGGCGGGACAACAGCGCUGUCCGCCCCGUGCACCUGAGGAGGAGGAGGAAGUCAUGCUAAACCAUCGGUGAUCGAUGAUAAAAAUCUUAAAAUAAAAUUUUUUAAAAAUGCGCACUCAAUGCAAAAAAGUGAGCUGAUGCAAAAACAGAAGCGGCAGAUUUUUUUUUUCCCCCUUCUCGGACGUGCUGCUGUGAAAUGAUGGCCGCGCAGAAAGCAGCUCUGUUUCCGGGCUCUGCGGGAUGGGCGGCUCGUCUUGGUACCUCGCUGCUGGUGCUGCUGUAGUCAGCCUGUCCCGUUGUCCAGUGGUUCGGCCGGUUCCGCCGGUCGGGAGUCGGCAGCUGCGGUCUGAACAACGUGUGGCUUUCUAAGGGAGAGUGAGCGGCGGAGCUCAGCAUGUCCGGAUGCAGCGAGCUGAGCCUGAGGGAGCUGCCCAUGGAGAGCUGGAUGUCUCACCUGCCAUGCGCCCUGUGGGACACCCCGCUGUACCACCUGGCCAUUCCGGGCAGCCACAACGCCGUAACAUACUGCCUGGACAUGAACGACCGGUCUCCAGUGGACCCCAUGCAGCCGGACAUGCUCCAGAAGCUGGACAAAUACAUGAAGCCCCUCAUUCGCCCUUUUGUGUACAAGUGGGCGAUAACGCAGGAGUUCCCCAUAAAGCAGCAGCUGGACUGCGGGGUUAGAUACUGCGACCUGAGAAUCGCACAGAGACCCAACGACCACUCCACGGACCUGUACUUCUACCACGGCGUCUACACCACGCUCACCGUCGAGACUGUCCUCACGGAGAUAAAGGAAUGGCUGGACGCUCAUCCCAAAGAGGUGGUGCUUCUGUCCUUCAGCCACUUCCUCGGUCUGAACCAGGAGCUCCACGUCCGGCUGCUCACCAACAUUCGCGACACAUUCGCCUCCAAACUCUGCCCCAAAACGGAGGUGCUAACUCUUCGAAAUCUGUGGGCUUUGGGCUACCAGGUGAUUGUGUCCUACGAACACAGCAUUUCCAGCUCCCACGGCGACCUGUGGCCUCACAUUCCCUACUGGUGGGCCAACAAGUGCAAAGCCGAGGCGCUCAUCGAGGAGUUUGAGGCCAGAAAGCAACACGGUAGACCAGGCGGUUUCUUCGUCACCGGAAUCAACCUGACGGAGGACCUGAAGUACAUCUGCACCCACCCCACCGAGUCCCUGAAGGACCUGGUGAUGUCCACGUACCCGGCGCUGCUCGGCUGGGUCAGGGAGCAGACGCCCGGCCCCAGAGCGGGCUCCCUCAACAUCAUCGCCGGGGACUUCAUCACAGAGAGCCACUUCGCACCCACCAUCGUCACGCUGAACGAGAAGCUGCUGAAGUGGUCCUCGUGACUUCUCGCUCUAGAAAAAGCGCAGAGCGUCUGCAGAAGCAGGGCAGACAUCAGAGCAGACAUCAGAGCAUGAAAAGUCGUUACACAAGUUUGUUUUGAUCGGAUUGAUGAAAACAUUUUUAUUUAUUUAUUUUUACCUCUUGAAUUAUUUAUAUGACCGUAAAUGCACUUACGGGGAUGCAGCGGCGUGCACAUUUCAGUUCAAGCAGACUGUUUUUUUGGGGUUUUUUUUUUUUAAUGCGCUGACCCGAACUUCUUUGUUUACAUUCAGUUCGCGCUUUAUGCAACGCACCGUAUCGGUUUUCACAAGUCAGCAGCGGGUUUGACGACUUGCUGACCGAAGCAAUAACUGCACAACUGAACUCCCUCCCCACCGCAGGAAGCACAAACUCUGCUGUCACCGUAAAGGAAUCGUAAAGGUAAAUAAUAACAUUUUUGAGCAGUUAUGCCGGUCAAAGCUUUGACACGUCGACUGUAAGACCUGUGGUUGCAUCAUGGAAUGUGGAAACUAUUUAUGCAAGUUUAUAUGCAAAAAUGCAUGAAAAGGAUUUCUUUGCAUGAACCUGGCACUGAUUGUUCUGUUUUUAAAAAAUGGCUUUUAACCUCCGGAAGUGAACGCUGCACCGCUGUGCCUGUGGAGACGAGCUGUUCAAACUUCAAUAAUCCCUAAAGAAACAUUCCGGUCUGGAAUAAGUGAAGGGGAAACUAAAAAACGUUAUUGAACUGUUGGAGAGCUGAUUAUUUAUGUCACAAUCCAUGAAGUUUAUUUAUGUCUCUUAAUUAAUUUAUUUAGAUUAAGAUGCAUUAUUUCUGUCCUCUUGGUUAUUUAGGUUGUUGCUUAUUUAGCACCAGUUUCCAACAAUUGUCAUCUCAAGGCACUUGUGUAAGACAAACACCCACUUUACAUACAGAAAUGUAUAAUUAAAGCAGGUGGAAAGUGA